Molecule: messenger RNA, 657 nt
Organism: Lachancea nothofagi CBS 11611
Lineage: Eukaryota; Fungi; Ascomycota; Saccharomycetes; Saccharomycetales; Saccharomycetaceae
Source: the annotation of a GenBank genome assembly
AUGGACAGGAAGCAGAAAAGGAGGUCGAAUAAGCCGCUUGGAAACUCUAUUCAAUUGGCUCAUGUUCUGGGAUCGGGAUCCAAUAAGAUCAAGAAGAAGAUCAGAGACAUUGAACGUCUUUUGCAGAAGAAGAAGGACACGCUUCCAGACACAGUACUGAUUGAUAAAGAAAGAGCUUUGGAAGCGUUGAAACUGGAGCUCAAAAAUGCAGAACUGCGAGUCACAGCGCAGAAUAAUGCAAAGAAAUAUCAUAUGGUGCGGUUUUUCGAACGCAAGAAAGCAUUAAGAAAAUACAACCAGGCUUUGAAGUCCGGCGACAAAAGUGAAACACAGGAGCGUGCGGUUGAUUUGUGCUACGUGGUCAACUUCCCCAAGACAGAAAAGUACAUUGCAUUGUAUCCAUCAGAAGAAAACGACCAAGGCUCCGAAAAGAAAAAAUCCAAGCAUGGCAUUGAAAAAACAGACGCUGAUAGAGCAAGCUACCGCGAGUUGGUUGCGGCUCAAAUGGAAUCCGGUGACCUGCCAGUGUCUUUGUCGAAAAUUCUCAAGGGUGGCAAGCUCGAAAGAGAUGAUAACGGCAUCCAGUUGAAGGAAGCUGGUGAAGCCGAUUCUGCUGGCGACAAAGAAGACGAAGAAGAAGACGACUUCUUUGAGUAA